GUCAAACAAAAAUGUCACAAAACAUACAACUACAAACAUUUCUCUUUAGUAUAGUAGUAAAUAUUCUUUUAACAAACUGUUACAACUUAGAAAAGCUCCUCACUAAAGACGAUGUUCGUUUAUGGUACCAAAACCAAACCAACUUGGACAAUAUAAAAAACCCAUACUGCGCAAUUUGCUGUCCAGACAUCAGACGCUUGGAAAAGGGUAGAAAAUGCGGAAUACAUACCAUGUGCGUUUAUGAACCUAAACCUACAGGGCCUGCUUGUAAAGGACUAAUAAUCAUGGACUUUUCGGAUGAAGAAAUAAAUGCCAUCGUGGAUGCUCACAAUACCCUGAGAAACAGGGUCGCUAUGGGAUGGGAAACACAAGGAGAUCCAGGUCCUCAACAGGCAGCUUCUAAUAUGAGGUUGAUAACAUGGGACCAGGAACUAUCCCAUGUGGUUCUGCGAUGGGCUACACAGUGUAUAUACUACCAUGACCGAUGCAGGGACCUCAGUAGGUUCCCAGUAGGUCAGAACAUAGCAGAAAGCAACUAUGCAUCGAGAAGUGACUUGAAACAUAUCGAGAAUUGGUAUUCCAAGGUGGAGUUUUAUAGAAACACGGAUAUAAACAGUUACAAAAUAUACGAAAAAGAAUAUUCGUCCUUAUCACAAUACACCCAACUGGUAUGGGCAGACACAUACCUAGUAGGCUGUGCCAGAGUCAGCUUCCAGAAAAUCGAAAAGAGCAAAACGGUCUACAAGGAGCAUUUUUUCUGCAACUACGGACCUUCAGGAAAUAUUGCCGGACAGCCUGUAUAUAAACCGGGAGAACCCUGCAGUGCGUGCCUGGAAGGCACUGGAUGUACGGACCCGGAAUAUCCGGGGUUGUGCGGUAACGAGAUUGUUAAUGAAACUUACUAUGAGUUACUGAGAAGGAAAUCGAAAUUAAAAUUGGAAACAAACUCUGGAAAAGUGUAUAAGGGUGUUUGGGUUAAUGUAAUGUUUGUUUGUAUAAAAAUAAAGUUUAUUUCUUACUGAA
Sitophilus oryzae (rice weevil) is the source of this 1023-nucleotide messenger RNA. RefSeq names its product venom allergen 3-like. Gene Ontology annotation, cellular component: extracellular region. The record is from RefSeq and is a predicted model, not a curated record. The transcript is spliced from 3 exons. Bases 12 to 1022 code for a protein of 336 amino acids. Lineage: Eukaryota; Metazoa; Arthropoda; Insecta; Coleoptera; Curculionidae.